AUGCCUGUCCAAAACCCAAUCCAAGAACGGAUAGAUAUCCUCGCUCAGCAGGCCCGUGAGGAUCUCGAUCUCAUCGCUGCCGAGGAAAAUGAAGACCAGGACCUCGAGACUUCUGGGCGCGCCAGUCUAGCUGAUCUAAGUGAGAGAAUAGACUGCCAAUGCCGAGAAGAGGUUAUUCGUUGCUCGGACGCUGCGGAAGCACUAGCAUUGAGACUGGGCGAGGAGGUAGCAGCGCUCACGCGACACUACGAAGCCCAAAUCACCGAGAUGGAAAACUCUUACAAGUUGAGGAACGCGCACCAUAUUUGCGAUCAUCAAGUUAGCGAGAAGGCAUUGCGUUCGGUUCUGGCCCAGGCAAAGAACGGGCUACACUUGCAAAGGGAGCAAGAGAAGGUGGCACGCUGCAUCAUUAGGGGCGUCGAAAGAGGGAAGCACCAAAUUCGGCAGAGCUUUGGUCGCCAUAAAUGCUGUCAGCAUCGUGCGGGCCCUAAUUCAUCCACUCCCGAAAACCGGCUUUUCGAAGUCUGGCACACCCCCUAA
This is a messenger RNA of Drepanopeziza brunnea f. sp. 'multigermtubi' MB_m1, 540 nucleotides long. RefSeq lists its product as uncharacterized. NCBI's taxonomy places the organism in Eukaryota, Fungi, Ascomycota, Leotiomycetes, Helotiales, Drepanopezizaceae. The record is from RefSeq and is a predicted model, not a curated record.